Messenger RNA from Gigantopelta aegis, 3241 nucleotides. RefSeq lists its product as uncharacterized. Lineage: Eukaryota; Metazoa; Mollusca; Gastropoda; Neomphalida; Peltospiridae. Bases 204 to 2087 code for a protein of 627 amino acids. The transcript has 2 exons. The record is from RefSeq and is a predicted model, not a curated record.
ACCCAAAAAACAAUAACAACAACACAACAAGAACAAAUUAAAAAACCCCAACACAAAACAGCAAAAAAUAACAAACAAAGAAAAACAAAAUACAAAUAUAUUAGUUUUCAAAUAUACAAAAUUACUUCCGACAACAGAUCAAGCUGAAAAAAUAACAGGCAACCAACCAACAAGUCUGUAAGCAACCAAGGAACUUUCUGCUGAUGAAAUUCACCAUGUCGUGUUUAUGGUGCAAGCCUCCUUCUGAGAUGCCUCCAAUCAUAGACGUGGAGAAAGUGAUUCAGGAUUACGUAUGGGGAAAGGUCAAAGGUGACAGACACCCUCUGGCUCGGAUGUUCAUGCGCAGGUCCGACUACGACAUAGAGGUGCCGCACAACUACUUCCACUUCGAGGACAUUGAGGAGGAUGUCGUAGAGGACACCAAACCGUCUCCCAAACACCCCGCCAGAUCUCGCGGGAAGGAGGCGAAACCAAUUCCGGAGAUGUCGGUUGUGUGCACGGAAUUCAGGAACAACACGGAGACCGAACAGACGUUCCAGUUCCGCUUCCAGAAGACGAGGAACGCGUCCGUAAACGUCACCUUCCAGAAGGGCUUCACCAUAGGAGGCAAAGCUCACUUCAAACUGGGUCUGCCGAAACACCUGGCGGACUCCUCGGCCGGCGGCGAGGUCAACCUCAAGUACCAGGUGACGAAAACAACAGGAGAGACUUUCGACGAAAGCGUGACGAUUGAAGCGAACAGCGAAAUUCGCGUUGUUAAACAGAGGAAGUACAUCGCUAAGGUCUCGCUGGCGGAGCGACAGUUCUCCGGAACGUUUAGAGUGGAGACGUUGAUGAAGAUGCCGUCGGGCUCGGCUCCUAUAUUCGUGAGGAGGAAGCGGAACCAGGAGCUGCUGUGCAUCGAGUCCAUCAGCGACCUCAAGUCCGUGUUCGCGGGACUCCCCGUCGAGGUGGAGGACGUGUCCAAACCCAGCCAGAGGGAGGCCAGCUACGCCGUGAAGUUCGUCACGACUGGCAUUAUCGAGGGAGUCAGGCUGCUGGGGCAGAAGAUCUACCUCGACUCCGAGCAGUUGGACGAGGCGGACAGCUUUACCGUGGCGAUGCCGAAAAGUGUGGAAGAUUUCAUCAGCGGCCCAGCCAGGGACAAACUAUCGGACGUCAUGGAGAGCAGCACAGAUUCUGCGUCACAAGAAUCAGGGCAGGGUGGACUCAAACAUCAACCAGAGACAAAAAUACUGAAGGAUCCUGAAAUACCACAGAUCAUAACAACAGCGCCGAGUUCCCUGGAGACGUCACCAAGGAGUGUGCAAAACUACAACACAACGGACCAAGGUCAUAGUACAAUGACGUCACCUUUAAACGAGACGCAAAAUACUGGCGCGCAAAUACCACAGAUACGUCUGCCGGAUAGCGGUAACGUACGUGAAACUAACGAGAAACCAACUGAUAACUCAGUCACUGUAACAACAUCAACGGACAGGUCAUCAGUACCCAGAUGUGAAUGUGCUCCAAAGGCAGAACCUGAAUUAGCCGAUGUUGGUGAGAAAAACAAAGACAAAACCCAAACACUGAAUGAAGUGGCGCAGCCAAAAAUAAAGGCCGAAGAAAUUAUAAAACCGACAUCAAAAAUCGAACCUGAACUUUCAAAAAUGAAAAUCGUGGACGUUAAACGGUUGGACGGAAAUAAACACGACCUAAAACAGACGACUAAAUCCAAGUUUCUUUUAAAACAAUCCGCUAGAUUUGAGCCAGACGUAAAGCAGACGUCAAAAAACCAGUCCGAUAUACAACAGACGACAAGAUGCGAAAAUCCAGCCAAACAGAAUCCGACAGCAAGAACUGAACCUUUCGCGGGACAGACGACAACACGACAAAAACUCAACGAAAGACAGACGACACAGACGGAUGCAGACAAAAAGGAAUGGAAAAAGACGGACAUGGACAGUAAACGGACGAGAUCGAUGGACGUUAACAUCACGAGAUCGAUGGACGUUAACAUUUACCAGUCUAGGACAUCGACAGGAAGUGUGAUGGACGUCGACUCGGAAAUGACGCAAAGCCGAGCGCGAGAGCGAGCCGAGAUUUGAAAGGAGACGCGUUUACGAGACACAGUCUACCCAUCUCCAGGAACGAUGAUCUGCGGAAAGCUAUUCUGUCGGAGGAGAAGAGACGAAGCUUAUCGAAACUCACGAAGUGCACGAGCGUUUGACCACGUGCACUACGGGCGUUAAAGGGGCUGUAUCAAGAGUGCACAGUGGUCAGUUUCCAUCAUAUGCAUUUAUUAAUUCUUGGAGCCGGAUGUAGGUUAGGCUGGUGGUAAAGCGCUCGCCUGAUGCGUGGUCAGUCUAGGAUUGAUCCCGGUGGUUCCAGCAUGUGCACCACGACUGGUAUAUCAAAGGCCGUGGUAUGUGCUAUCCUGUCUGAGGGAUGGUGCAUAUAAAAGAUCCCUUGCUACUAAUGGAAAAAGAAAUGUAGCUGAUUUUGUUUCUAAGACUUUGUCAGAAUAACAAAAUGUCUGAAAUCCGAUAGCCGAUGAUUAAGUAGUCAAUGUGCUCUAGUGGUGUCGUUAAACAGAACAAACUAUCUUUAAUUAGUAAUUCAGCUAAACCAGUCUCAAAGUCUUGUAUCCUAAUUUGGGGUGCUUUUUGAUAGUUUCACCCGUUUCUAGAGCAACAUUAACAUUAAAGAUGGCCAAUGCCAUUUUAACACAGUUGCAUUCAGUAUGACUAGAUGGCGACUGUCUUCGUUCCAGCCAGUGCACCACGAUUGGCAUAUGAAAGGCCGUGGUCUGUGCUUUCUUGCCUUAUUGGAAAGUACAUAUAAAAAUUUAAAAUCCAAUGCUGCUAACUGAAAAAAAAUGUAGCGUGCUUCCUCUGAUGUCUACGUGUCAGAAUUACCAAAUAUUUGACAUCCAAUAGCCGAUGAUAAACCAAAACAAUGUGCUCUAGUGGUGUCGUUAAACAAAACAAAAUUUAACUUUAACUUGUAUCUAGAUAAGGCCAUCAUAGAGAGAUGCGUUGCACAAAGACAAGAAAAUUGUUGCAGCAUCCGUCGGGCAUGAGGUUGCGAAAUGUUCGCCUAAGGUGGACGUGCCCAAUUCCGUUCCAGCAAAGAUUCUACGAUAAUCUUUUUUAUUGUGUGUGUGUGUGUGUGCUUUUCUACAUUUAAAACAAAUUCUUUUGCUCUAAUUUGUCUAGGUAGUUUUGUUUAACGACACCACUGGAGCUCAUUGAUUAAUUAA